Molecule: messenger RNA, 1245 nt
Organism: Hansenula anomala
Lineage: Eukaryota; Fungi; Ascomycota; Saccharomycetes; Phaffomycetales; Wickerhamomycetaceae
Exons: 1
Coding region: 1-1245 (414 amino acids)
Biological process (GO): phosphoenolpyruvate transmembrane import into Golgi lumen
Cellular component (GO): endoplasmic reticulum; Golgi apparatus
Molecular function (GO): phosphoenolpyruvate transmembrane transporter activity; antiporter activity
Source: RefSeq, a predicted model, not a curated record
AUGAAUACAACUCUCCUGAAACUUUCCACAAUCAAAGAAGUCAUCCCGCCAGUCUCUGUGAAAAUCGUCUCUUUAUGUCUACUGUGGUACUUUGUGUCCUCACUCUCGUCUCAGUUGACAAAAAGCAUCUUGAAUGACUUCCCAUUUCCUUUGGCUUUAGGUGAAUGCCAAUUUGUUAUUGUGUUUUCAUUAUGUGCCAUGACAACAAUCAUUUUAUCAAAAUUACCAAAAAUUCAUGCUAUGUUCCCACCAGGCUCAGUCCCUCCUUUGAAUGCUGCUCCUAUAUUGAAGCCAGAUAGACAUAUCCUUAUAACGGUUCUUCCUUUAGGUUGUUUCCAAUUCUUGGGUAAAUUGUUUUCCCAUAGUGCCACAGCAUUGGUUCCAGUUUCAACAGUUGCUGGUGUAAAGACAUUAUCUCCAUUGAUUUUGGUGACUACUUAUAGAUUACUAUACAAUGUUAGAUUUCCUACUUCAACUUAUCUGUCAUUGAUACCGUUAGUCUCUGGGAUUUUGCUAAUUGUUGUUGCUGAUACCCAUGAUACAUUGAUUACAACUACUGCUAGUACACAAUACACCGGGAUAUUAUAUGCUGCUUUAUCACUUGUGGUUUUCGUUGCACAAAACAUUUAUGGGAAAACUGUCUUUACAUAUAAUCAAAAAUCUAUAAAUGAUCAUGCAGAAUUAGCAUUGGCUCAUGAUGAUGAACAACAAAACAAAUCCAAUGAAAGACCAAUAUUACCAAUUGCAAGUGAUCAUUCAAGAGAAGGAAAAGAGAUAGAACAAGCCAAAAGAUACCAGUCUUAUGAAUUGAAAGUUGAAAAGUCACAACUUUCGUCCUUUCCAAAGAUCAGAAACAAAUAUGAUAAGCUGACUUUAUUAUUAUACUGUUCCGCAGUUGGAUUAUUACUUUCAUUACCAUGGUUUGUCUUCAUCGAAGCUCCACAUUUCUUCAAACUAGAUACAAGCACAGAUGUGACAGAGGCUCAAUUGAUUCAUAUCCCUUGGAAUCUUCUAAUAAUUAACGGAUUUACCCAUUUCUUGCAAUCUCUAAUUGCAUUCCAUUUAUUAGGUGCUAUUCCAACUGUUAGUUAUUCAGUUGCAAGUAUGAUGAAGAAAAUUACAAUCAUUGUGGUUAGUAUGAUGUUCACGGGGCAUCAAAUCACAGGAAUCCAAUUCAUUGGGCUAUCUUUAACUGCUAUUGGAUUAUAUUCAUAUGAUAGAUGGGGAGGAAAUAAAUCUCAUUAG